Molecule: messenger RNA, 2841 nt
Organism: Eurytemora carolleeae
Lineage: Eukaryota; Metazoa; Arthropoda; Copepoda; Calanoida; Temoridae
Product: eukaryotic elongation factor 2 kinase
Exons: 31
Coding region: 182-2701 (839 amino acids)
Biological process (GO): protein phosphorylation
Molecular function (GO): protein binding; elongation factor-2 kinase activity; ATP binding
Source: RefSeq, a predicted model, not a curated record
ACUCCAAAUAGAGAAAAAUUACCAGAAUAACACAUACACCAACAUAGGUCACACAGUGAACAGAACCAACAGUAUUUAGGUGCAGAAAGUGAAAUUGAAAGGCAAUCGUUGAAAUAUAAACUUACAGUAGAAAUAACUCAAAAGAUUGUGUUAUUGCAGUCAUCUAUCACCAGAAAACAGGAUGCCGACAUUUUGCGAGCAAAUUUCCGAGGAAGAUGACGAGGAAUCCUCGUCCAGCUGCGGAGGCAGGGUUUUAAGGAAAGGAUCAACUGAUGAUGAAACAUGUGAAACUGAUCACGCAAAAGAUCGCUCAUCUAGUCCUCUGAGUGAUCCAGACGAUCGCAAGAUCAAAAACGGUCCGAAACCCUCGAAUAAUCCUGAUGUGAACUUCAACAGCCCUGAUGUAAAAUCUAAGAAUGGUUCCAAGAAUGCUCCUGAUGUUGUUAAUGAUUAUGAAAAGGAAGAGGAGGAUAAAAUUAUGGAUCUCUCCCCACCAUUUCCAAUGUCAAGAAGUUUUUCUCGGAUUCGGACUGAGAGUGAAUGCAGCAGUUCUUCAGAUUUAGAUGUUCAGCCCCUUGGUUUAGAGGAUAUAAUUUUCAAUAGUGGAUAUCAGAGUUGUAAAGCAGGGAAUGGGAAACUUUUUAUAAGCAGUAGCGGGGAAGGAGAAGACGACUUUCAUUAUUCUCCUACGGAGCGAGGACGCUUCUUCACAACUGCAGCUAAGGAUAGGCUGAAGAAAAAGUCGGAAAGCCGGGGUCAGAGAAACUGGCGGCGUGCACUGCGCCUGAUCAAGGAUCGUGGCGAUCCUUGGGAGAAGUUUGGAUUGGACUCACUUCGAUCUGAAAAGGGGAUUAGACACAGGUACAAUCCAGUGACCCAGGAGUGGUUAAAAGAUGAGUGCGUGCUCAAGAUUGAUAAAAUACCAUUCGCUCACGGAGCAAUGCGAGAGUGCUUUAGGAUGAAGAAACUUUCAAACUUUUCCCACAGCAACGAUUGGUUGAGGGAUUCUAACAAUUAUGUAGCUAAGCGGUACAUGUACGAUGAUGUACGGGAAAACUACUUUCAGGAUGUUCAACUACAAAUGGAUGCUAAACUUUGGGGGGAAGAAUUCAAUCGACAUAAUCCGCCGAAAAAGGUUGAUAUAUUUAUGAUGGCGGUCAUUGAGCUCCCGGACCGACCCGGGAGACCUCUUUUCCAUGUCGAACAUUACAUAGAGGGAGAGUACGUGAAGUACAACUCGAACAGCGGUUUCGUGGAUGCGGUCGGGGGGAACUGUAGACAAACACCUCAGGCCUUCAGUCAUUUUACCUUUGAGAGAUCUGGCCAUCAGCUGAUGGUUGUUGAUGUACAGGGUGUAGGUGAUCUGUAUACUGAUCCACAGAUCCAUACUGCACAAGGAGAUCAGUACGGAGAUGGUAAUCUAGGAACCAGAGGGAUGGCGCUCUUCUUUCAUUCUCACAAGUGCAACAGUAUCUGUGAGAGCCUUGGAUUAACACAGUUUGAUAUUUCAAGCAAAGAGAUAAUUAAUAUCUCAGCUGGUAUCCCUGAUAGUGUAUCCAGUGAGACCCAUGUUCGUCUGGAGGAUGUAAUGAUUUGUGAGUCUCCUUCGAACUUUGAGAAAACUGAUUUCAGAAAAUUUUUCCGUGAGAGAUCUGGAUCUUGUGGGUUCAUCGAUCAUGAUCGGCAGAGUCUUGGCAGAUCCAUUUCUUUACUCUCAGACUUCAGCCAUAAUUCAUCAAGGAACCAUUCAGAGUGCGAGGGUAACUCUGUUCACUUCAAUAUGGAGACUGAAGAAGAUGAGGAGUAUGAGGAUAACGCGGAGAGUGACAUCAGUGAAGUCAAGGAGCGUCAAGUGAACUUUCACCAUUUCCCGCGUUUGCCACGUGUUCAACAGCUGGGGGAUACAGAAACAUCCACCGAUAGUGGGGUUGUUUUGCCCAGACGCAGGCAAAGAAUGAUCACCGAAUGUUUAGAGGAGUGGGAUGGAGCCCACGGAGAUAGACUUAGAGCCAAUUUUGAUCAACAAUCUAGGCCCAGCUGUGUUAGUGCUGAAAUGAACCAGGAGAAGAUAGAAGGAGCUGAAUCUAUUCUUGGACAAAUCCAUCUGGAUCUGGCCAAGUAUCAUGAGUCCGGCAGGUUUGAUGAAGCGGAAUUAGAUGUACAGUCAGCAAUCUUUCAUCUUAAAGCAUCUGCUGAUUGCGGGAAUAUGGCAGCUGUUAUAGCUGUAUCCCAGCUGUAUACUGGACUCCCUAAUGAUAUUCUGUCGGGUCUGGACUCUGUGGAUCUAUCAGAAUAUGUUGAAGGAGAGAUUCAAGAUAUUGGUUUGGAUUAUAUGACCCAGGCUGCUAGGAUGGGAGACCCUGGGUCAGCUUUAUACCUGGCUAAAGCAUAUGAUUCAGGGCUAAACCUAGGCUCCGAUAGACAGGCAAGUGCGGCGGAGGCAGUUAAAUGGUUUAAAGUUGCACUGAAUAAUGGGGCGGAGCAACCUUAUCUAAUCCAGGCUAGAUUGGCGGAGCUCCUCCUGAAAGGGGCGGAAGGAGUAGAGAGGGACCCGGGAGCAGCAGCUGAAAUGUAUUCUGAAGCUGCUGAAGCUGCUAUGGAGGAUAUGAAGGGAAAGCUUGCUAGCAAGUUUUAUAUUCUUGCUGAGGAAGCAGGGGCAGAAGUUGAAGAAGUAGAAGAGGCCAAAGAAGCAGAAGAAUAAAAAGAGAAUAAUAAUAUAAGAAUUGUUAAGGAAAAAGACGGGAGAUAAUAAAAAAUCGAUGUGUGCAUUGGUGCGUGAGCUUUAAAAAAAGAUGCAAAAUCAAAAUAAAACGAUAUAAUUUCUUUGAUGAACUUGUAAAA